CCUUUGUUGAGUAGUCUAUUACUAGGUAUAAAGAGAUGAGCAUGGAACCAAUGUUACCAUCACAAACUCCAUUUUUCUCUGUUUUUUCUUUUCUUCAUUAGCCUGAAGAAGGAUGAAACGCUCUUGGAACUCAACGAGUAUCAUCCCUUUUACUUUUUAUUCUCUCAUCUUCUUAUUCAAUUUACAUUUUCGAGAUGUGUUUGGGGUUGCCACUGAACACUUGUGUCGUCCCGAACAAAGAGAUGCACUUCUUGAGCUCAAGAAAGAGUUUGAGAUUAAGAAGCCUUGUUUUGACGGCCUUCAUCCGAAGACAGUCUCAUGGGAGAAUAACAGUGAUUGUUGUACUUAUUGGGACGGUGUUACGUGCAAUGCCAAGACCGGGGAAGUGAUUGGGCUAGACCUUAGUCGCAGCUGCCUCCAAGGCCAGUUUCAUUCUAAUACCAGUCUCUUUAGAGUUCAUAAUCUUCGUUUUCUUACUACUCUCGACCUUUCAUAUAAUUAUUUUAGUGGCCAAAUCCCGUCUUCUAUUGAAGAUUUUUCUCAUCUUACCACUCUCGACCUUUCCAAAAAUUAUUUCAGUAGUUGGAUUCCUUCUUCUAUUGGAAAUCUUUCACAUCUCACUUUUCUCGACCUUUCUGGUAAUGAGUUCGUUGGUGAGAUGCCAUAUUUUGGCAGUAUGAACCAGUUGACCAACCUAAAUGUUGAUUCCAAUGAACUCACUGGUGUCUUCCCCCUUUCCUUACUCAAUCUGAAUCAGCUGUCGGAUUUAUCACUCUCCCGCAAUCAGUUCACGGGCACACUUCCUUCUAACAUGAGCUCACUCUCUAACUUGGAGUACUUUGAGGCAUGGGACAACGCUUUUACCGGUGCUCUACCUUCUUCCUUUUUCGCUAUUCCUUCUUUGACGUCUAUUGAUUUGAGAAAAAACCAACUGAACGGCAGUCUUGAUUUUGGGAAUAUAUCUUCACCUGCUACACUAACAGUGUUAGACAUAAGCAAUAACAACUUCAUGGGGCCGAUCCCGAGAUCCAUUUCCAAAUUUAUAAACCUUCAGGACCUCGACCUUUCUCAUCUCAACACCCAAGUCCCAGUUGACUUUAGUAUCUUCAUGAAUCUUAAGUCGCUCCUACUUCUUAACCUAUCUCAUUUGAACACCACCACGACGAUUGACUUGAAUGCACUCUUAUCCUCGCAUCUCGCCUCAAUCUAUUCAAUGGAUCUUUCAGGCAACCAUGUUUCAGUAACAAGCAAAACUUCAGCUGUAGAUUAUCAUCAUUCGCAAUUGAUUAGCGAGCUGUACUUGUCAGGAUGCGGCAUCACUGAGUUCCCGAAGCUCUUAAGAAGCCAAAACAAAAUGACGAAUCUAGACAUUUCCAACAACAAAAUCAAAGGUCAAGUGCCUGGCUGGCUAUGGACACUACCAAGUUUGAUAUUCGUGAAUCUUUCCAACAACACUUUUAGCGGUUUCGAAAGACCAAUGGAACUUGGACUACCCUUUAUCACCAAACCAUCUAUGCAGUACUUGGUUGGCUCCAAAAACAAUUUCACAGGAAAGAUUCCCUCUUUCAUAUGUGCUUUGCGGUCUCUAAUCACUCUUGAUUUAUCUGGCAAUAACUUCAAUGGUACAAUCCCUCAUUGUAUGGGAAAUUUUAAGAGUACUCUUUCAUUUCUAAACCUUCGUCAGAAUCGUCUUGGUGGUGGUCUUCCAAAGAAUAUAUUUAGGAGUCUAAGGUCACUUGAUGUCGGUCAUAACCAACUGGUGGGAAAAAUUCCAAGAUCUUUCACCCGCUUCUCUAAUCUUGAAGUUCUGAAUGUGGAAAACAACGGAAUCAACGACACAUUUCCAUUCUGGUUGUCUACUCUUAAAAAGAUGCAAGUUCUUGUCCUACGCUCCAAUGCAUUUCACGGGCCGAUACAUCAUGCCUCGUUUCGUACAUUGCGAAUCAUUGACUUAUCGCGUAAUCACUUCAAUGGAACUUUGCCAUCAAACUAUUUUGAGAACUGGAGUGCAAUGUCAUCACUUGGUGCAAACGAAGAUCGUGUUAAGGAAAAAUACAUGGGAGAUUCUUUUCGAUAUUACCAUGAUUCAAUGGUUUUGAUGAAUAAAGGUGUAGAGAUGGAGCUGGUACGUAUCCUAAAUAUCUACACAGCUCUCGAUUUUUCUGAAAACAAAUUUGAAGGAGAGAUUCCAAGAUCCAUAGGUCUAUUGAAAGAGCUUUAUGUUCUUAACUUGUCAAGCAACGCUUUCACUGGCCACAUCCCAUCAUCUAUGGGAAACCUGAGCGAGCUUGAGUCACUGGACGUUUCUCAAAACAAGCUUUCAGGAGAAAUUCCACAAGAACUAGGGAAUCUCUCGUACCUUGCCUACAUGAACUUCUCUCACAACCAGCUUGGAGGUCUAGUACCAGGGGGAACUCAGUUUCGCAGGCAGAAUUGCUCUUCUUUCAAGGAUAACCCCGGACUUUAUGGCCCUUCUCUUGACGAAGUUUGUGUAGAUAUUCAUGCACCAACACCACAACAACAUGAACCGUUGGAGUCAGAGGAAGAAGACGAAGAGGUGUUCAGUUGGAUAGCAGCUGCUAUAGGAUUCGGACCUGGUAUUGCCUUAGGAUUGACGAUUGGAUACAUUCUGGUUUGCUACAAACCAGAGUGGUUCAUGAACCCUUUUAACGGAAACAAACGCAGAGGCCGAAGCAGAAGCAGCAUCGCAAGAUCCACAAAGCUUAAAAAAGAGCCUUCUUAAACACAAGCCCACGUAUAUCGAAGAAGAGAAUGAAGCAACAAACUGAGUAACACUAGAGAGCAAAGAAGAAGCUUGGGGAGAAAACAACCCAGAUAUGUCCACUUUUAGUUUUAAAUGUGGAUCAGUUUAGCUUUUAUUUGUUCUGCUUCUGUCUGAUUCACAAAACUGCUUAUUUCAACUGCUAAUUGUCAUAAAUAAACAUAUCUCUA
Molecule: messenger RNA, 2952 nt
Organism: Capsella rubella
Lineage: Eukaryota; Viridiplantae; Streptophyta; Magnoliopsida; Brassicales; Brassicaceae
Product: receptor-like protein 12
Exons: 2
Coding region: 113-2743 (876 amino acids)
Molecular function (GO): protein binding
Source: RefSeq, a predicted model, not a curated record